This is a messenger RNA of Histoplasma mississippiense, 699 nucleotides long. RefSeq lists its product with no specific name. The coding region runs from base 1 to 699 and encodes 232 amino acids. Gene Ontology annotation, cellular component: cytoskeleton. Gene Ontology annotation, molecular function: actin filament binding. The transcript has 3 exons. The record is from RefSeq and is a predicted model, not a curated record. Lineage: Eukaryota; Fungi; Ascomycota; Eurotiomycetes; Onygenales; Ajellomycetaceae.
AUGGCGCCUUCCAUCGUCAAAGAAGAGCCGAUUGCUCUCAUGAGCAAAAAAGACCGGCGCCAGCAAGAGAAAAAGUCAUUGAACAAAGUCCAGAUACACAACCGCACCGUGACCGUCCAGAAGUUGAACAUUAGGCAAUAUCCAAAAUUCAACGGUCUGGAGGAAGAGAGGCUCUACCGUAAACAGCACCUAGCAGCCGGCGUUUCGGGACUAAACCCACGUUCCCAGCACUUCUCCCAAAUCUCCGACUCAGACUUGAUCCUAAUCAAUGAAAACGACGACGUCGUCAUCGGCACGGAGCCCGUAAAUUCAGCUGCCUUUGCCAUCCACUCCGAAAUUCACAAGGCUCGCCACAACGUUAGCCUUGCCUGCCAUGCACACAGUGUUUCCGGUAAAGCCGUCUUUGACCGCGAACUCGACAUGAUGACCCAGGACGCGCUGCGCUUCUACCAAUCCCACGCCGUUUACAGCGAAUUCCGUGGUGUAGUGCUGAAUCGCGAAGGGGACGCUCGGGGAUGGCAGGGCGGUGAUUUUGCAGAAUCACGGGCUGUUGACACUGGAACCGGUCAUAAGAAGAUUAUAAUCGAUGAGGAAAAAGCAGAGGUAACUGCGAAGCAGCUUAGGGCCCAGAUAUGGAGUGGUAGGCGUUCUAGGGUUAUUAUGAUGAGCAGCCUGCGAGGACGAAUGGAUCGUUCUUAA